UCUUUAUUGCCAGUGAGACCUUCAGACCUAAAAAGGCAGAGCUACACGGAAGGAGAGAGAAGAAAAAAGGAAGGAAGGCAGGAAGGAGUUUCGGGUCUGCUCAUGACGCUGGAGUGGAGAACCUCAGGGUCAGGAGUCAGCAACCUUCACCUAAGGUUGUGAGUGUGUGUCUUCCUAUGCUGUGAUGAAGGACUGGUGGCAGCGUAUCCUGCUUCUGUUCUGCGUUCCUCUCCUCGCCGUCUACCUUCACCUCCCCCAGCCUCCGCUCUCGCCCGGCCUGCACGUCUGGCACUCCUCAGGACGCUUCUUCAGCUUCCGAGAAAACAAGAUCUUUUACAAAGAGUCACUGGGAGCUGUGGGAAGCGCCGACGUGGUGCUGCUGCUUCAUGGCUUUCCAACCUCAAGCUACGACUGGCACAAGAUUUGGGAGCCUCUGAGUCAGCGGUUUAACCGAGUCAUCGCGCUCGACUUCCUCGGCUUCGGCUUCUCUGACAAACCCAGGCCGCAUCGGUACUCUGUCUUCGAGCAGGCCGGUGUGGUGGAGGCUUUAAUCUCACAUCUGGGUCUCGCCGAGCAGAAGAUCAACCUGCUGUCGCAUGACUACGGUGACACUGUAGCGCUUGAGCUCCUCUACAGGAGUGACAACAAUCGAACUGGACAUGUGGCCAUAAACAGCCUCUGCCUUUCAAACGGAGGCGUGUUCCCUGAGACGCAUUACCCGAGGUUUCUUCAGAAAGUGCUGAAGGAUUCCGGUUUCCUUUCCCCUCUGCUCACCAGACUCAUAAACUUCUACCUCUUCUCUAAAGGGAUCGGGGACGUCUUCGGCCCGUACACGCAGCCGACCGAAUCCGAGAUGUGGGACAUGUGGACGGGAAUCCGCUUUAAUGAUGGAAACCUGGUCAUGGACAGCAUCCUGCAGUAUAUUAAUCAGAGACUCAAGCACAGAGAGAGAUGGGUUGGUGCCCUCACCUCUACAUUAACCCCAUUGCAUAUGAUCUACGGGCCACUUGAUCCAGUAAAUCCCCAUCCUCAGUUUAUUCAUCUCUACCAGAAACUGGUUCCUAAGUCGACGAUAACGGUUCUGGAUGAGCACAUCAGCCAUUACCCCCAGCUGGAAGAUCCCAUGGGCUUCACCAACGCCUACCUGAACUUCAUCAACUCGUUCUGAACAGCAAUUCUGGCCCAGGGUCAUUAACGUCACAUGAUUUAGUAAUUGAUGAAAUGUACAGAGGUGUGAGCUGUGAAUAACGAGGACUCUGGAAUGCUUAGAUCGUUGAGAUUUUUCUUUUUAAUUGAAAUAUAAAUCGCUUGUGAGGAAUCAAUAAAAUGAAGCGGUAUAAUAAACAACAAAACUGUG
Molecule: messenger RNA, 1357 nt
Organism: Silurus meridionalis
Lineage: Eukaryota; Metazoa; Chordata; Actinopteri; Siluriformes; Siluridae
Gene: mest
Product: mesoderm specific transcript
Exons: 12
Coding region: 185-1168 (327 amino acids)
Molecular function (GO): catalytic activity
Source: RefSeq, a predicted model, not a curated record